Onychostoma macrolepis is the source of this 2784-nucleotide messenger RNA. It is a transcript of the gene tdg.2, whose product is annotated as thymine DNA glycosylase, tandem duplicate 2. Gene Ontology annotation, cellular component: nucleus. Gene Ontology annotation, biological process: base-excision repair, AP site formation. Gene Ontology annotation, molecular function: mismatch base pair DNA N-glycosylase activity. Bases 168 to 1382 code for a protein of 404 amino acids. Lineage: Eukaryota; Metazoa; Chordata; Actinopteri; Cypriniformes; Cyprinidae. The transcript has 11 exons. The record is from RefSeq and is a predicted model, not a curated record.
UACCGCUUUACCGUGCAUUAAACUAAGGACUUUUAUUUUGAAUUUAGCCUUUACCUUUGUUGACAUUUUUACUUACACCGGCUUCAUUCAUCAUGUGUAGCAUCAUUUAGAUUUUACUUUUCCGCACUAAAUACUCAAAUGUGCCAGAAAAGGUCUGAAGAAUAUAUAUGGCAGUAAGACCACCAAUUAAGAUGGAAGAAAGGCAGUAUUCAUCUCUGACGGCCCCUAUGGAUUAUCUUCAGUACUGGUAUCAAACCAAUCCUCAGCAGUACCAGGCAGAACAGGUGCCGCAGUACCACCAGAUGGUUAAUGCCACCCAAUACGCCGAGAGACCUGUGGAGGACAAAAUCAUGACUGAUCUUUCAGUGCAUCAAGAUCUAUACCUGGAUCAACCUCAGCAGCCUCAUGAACUCUCUCCCCAACCACCAGCCCUUCCAACGACUCCAGCAAAAGGAAAGAAAAGGGGAAGGCCUCCAAAAGGUGAAGGAAAGGAGAAGACGGAAGCUGAAGAGGCUGCCAAGAAAGCAAAGAGGACGUUAAAUCGGUUCAACGGGAUGUCAGUAGAGGAAGUCAUGGCUAGAAAGCUGCCAGACGUCAUCACACAUAAUCUUGACAUGCUGAUUAUCGGCAUCAAUCCUGGACUUUUGUCAGCCUUCAAGGGAAGGCAUUAUCCAAAUCCUGGGAACCAUUUUUGGAAGUGCUUAUUUCUGUCCGGUCUGACCGAUGAACAGCUCAACCACAUGCAUGAUCAGAUGCUUCCUGAACGGUAUGGCAUUGGUUUCACCAAUAUGGUGGAGAGGACUACACCUGGGAGUAAAGACCUAUCAAACAAAGAGAUCCGUGAAGGUGGCCACCAGCUUUUGGAAAAGCUCCAGAAGUACAGACCUUUAAUCGCUGUGUUCAAUGGAAAAUGUAUUUACGAAACAUUUUGCAAGGAGAUUUUUGGAGUAAAGGCUAAGAACUUAGAGUUCGGAUUGCAGCCUUACAAAGUGCCAGAAACGGAGACGGUUUGCUAUCUGAUGCCAUCAUCAAGCCCACGCUGUGCCCAGUUUCCUCGUGCUCAGGACAAAGUGCACUUCUUCAUCAAGUUAAAGGAGCUCAGGGAUCAAAUGAAAGGAGUGGGGAGGACUCAAGAGAUCCAAGAGACAAACUACACAUUUGAUCUGACUCUGGCCAAAGAGGAUGCCAAAAGACUCACAAUCAAAGAAGAGCAGCAGGACCCUGGAUAUGAAGAGACCUGUGCCCAUGGAUCACAGCAGCACCCACAGCAAGCAUUUGAGGUCCAGCCUUCUACAGACACAGACCAGGUAUCAGACAACUGGUGGACAAUGCAGCCGUUUGCAGACCAGAUUCCAGACAUCAGAUGUAGCAACAGCAACUGAACAGCCUGAGAAAAGUAGUUAUCGCACAAAGACUGUUGUCUACACUGUGUGUACUGAGAAGGACCAACUAAACAUUUUUUUAAAUUGUUUUAUUUAAUAUUUUAAUGUGUUUUACCUGUUUCUGAGUGAUUGAUUCUGAGUUGUUACCUGAAUUAUGUGAUGUAUGUGAUUUCAGUGUGUGAAAGUGUGAAUGAAGAUGAAACACGAGACUUUCUGAUUGAGACAUUUGUUACUUUUGUGCCUCUAUUUUUAUUCUUUUAAGAAAACUUCAGUCAUAAACUACCGUUCAAAGGUUUGGGGUCAAUAAGAUUUUUUUUUCUUAAAGAAAUUAUUACUUCUGUUCAGCAAGUAUGCAUUUCAAACAAAUACUGUUAAUUUGAACACAAAAAAAUAUUAAGCAGCACUGUUUUUUUUCACUUGUCUACAUUCAAAAUAAUAGGAAAUAUUACUUGGGCAGCAAAUCUUCAUAUUACAAUGAUUUCUGAAGGAUCAUGUGACACUGAAGACUGCAGUAACGAUGCUGAAUUUUCAAAAGCUUUGAAUCACUGAAAUAAAUUACAUUUUAAAAUAUAUUCAAGUAGAAAACAGUUAUUUUAAAUUGUAAUGAUAUUUCACAAUAUUACUCUUUUUACUGUAUUUUGGGUCAAAUAAGUGCAGCCUUGGUGAGCAUAAGAGACUUCUUUUUUUAAAAAAGAAAUCUUACCCAAACUUUUGAUUGGUAGUGUGUAUUCCCAUUAUCUGAAGUUGUGUGUUAUUGUGAUAUUUGAAUUAUUUCACAAUCACAUUUUUAUUUUUUUAUAUGAGUAUUUCAGUGCAACAAAUUCCUAAUGGAAACCAUGGCUGGACUCUGGAAGAGGUUUAUCACUGUGCAUGUCCCCAGUGCAUGGAUUUAUGGUAGUAUUGCAGAUGGCAUGCUCAGUCCCACGUUAUGGUGCUUAUUAAAUACAGAUCACUCAAUUUACCUCAUUUUGAAUGCUCUUUUUAGAAUUGUGUUUUGUUAUUUUGCAAUCAGUGUGCAUAACUGUUUAGUACCAUUUAUACCUGUCACAUCAUAAUCCAGCUUAAUUUUUGCUGUGAGAACUAUGUACUAUGUAUGUCAUUUUGUAAGUUGUGUUUUAUUUUUUAUAUGUAUGUAUUACUAAUGGAACCGUUCAAGGGCCAAAUAAAAGCCUCAUGUAUUAGUUAUUGUCACAAUUAAAAUUAAAAUUACAAAUCUUUCUAAAACGUCUGAAAUAAAAGCCGCGACAAUAAUCUUCGUUGUUGAGAAAUCAAUGAAGAAAUAUGUUUUGCAAGGUGCAAGUCGCCACAACCGAAGAUCUUUAUUUUGACAUUUGCUAAACGGGAAAGAGGCAUUUCUUAUUUAUUGAAGCGCAGCCAAUAGGAAGCACGCUUUGAAGCGUUU